AUGAAUCCUUCUAAUAUUGUAUAUUGUUUAUCAGAACUAUUUGAUGUAAAUUUGAACUUAAAUAUAACACAAAUCUCAAAAAAUGAACUUCUAAUUGCAAAACGUGUAGCUGAAAUUAUUAAUACUCUGAUCAGCUCGGAUCAAUUUGACUAUGAUGCUGAAGUUACAUUAGAUCUAACAACUGACUUACAAGAUUGCUACAACGAAAAUGAUUCUAUUGGUACUAAUAUUGACGGCAAUGAUGCCGAUGAUGAAUGGGAUAGAACGGAAGAUUUAAAAGAGAAUUGCAAAUUAAAUUCUUAUUCAAUUGAAUAUAUGAGAGAAGCAGUUGAUUUUGCUGAUGUAAAAGAUUCGUCCGGUAAACGUCGGCGAUCUUGGAAAACUAUAAAACAUCGCUAUCAAUCGCUUCCAGAUGAAAACUAUAUCAGCCGAUUUCGUAAGUAUAUAGCUCAACAAGGUACAAAGCGUCAAAAAACUCAAAACAUCGAUCAAGUUGUGUAUAAAAAUUUUUUAAAUGCUCGAGAACAAUAUCUACCGAUACAUGACAUUGAUAUUCAACGCUGGGCGUUACAAGCAGCAAAACAGAUGAAUCUAGAUGAUUUUCAGGCGUCUAUUACUUGGCUUCUAGAGUUCAAAAAGCGUCACGGAAUAUGCUCUCGUAAAAUUACUAAUAUAGUAACGAAAAAAGAUAUAAAUAACUUUGAUAAUAUAAAGAAGUCAGAAGAAGAGUUUUUACAAAAAUUUCAUCAGUUAUCAGGAAAAUAUUUACCAAAACAGAUUUUGAAUACUGACCAAGUAGGUAUUGAAAAGGAGCUACAUUCUACGCGUACAUUAUCAAUUAAGGGUGAGAGAAAAACUUUUGGAUCUGUCGUAUCAAAGAAUGCAACCACUCAUUCAUAUACUAUCCAACCUACAAUCAGUUUAGAGGGCAAACUAGUUGGACCGAUGUUCCUAUGUCUUCAGGAACCAAAAGGUCGUAUGGGCAAUAUUGUCAAACGUAAUCUAUUUGAACCAAAAAACGUAUUAAUUACAUGUUCCUCAUCAGGUAAGUUAACAAGCUCGUUGGUUUGCUAUUGGAGAGAUAAAGUUUUGGUACCAUCUAUUGGGAAAAAAACUUUACUUUUAUCCGACUCAUGGUCUGGUCAUAAUGAUGAGAGCAUCUAUCAUGAUAUAAAAUCAACUAAAAAAACAAUUCACCGUAUUCAAAUACCACCGAAAACCACAUCAGAUAUACAACCUGUUGAUAAAUACUUCAACAGACAAAUGAAAGUCCUAGCUAAAAGAUUAUAUAAUCGUGUAGCUUUAGAUCAAUUAAAUGUAAAUCUUUAUGAGCGAAACAAUAUCAUUAAACUAGUAUCACUAAUACAUAACCAACUACCCGCACCUGUGUUUGAAAAGAUGAUCAUAUAUUCACGGUACGCUUGUGGCUAUUUGAAAGAUGAUCCAUCUCCAUUUAAAAAUGUGAAUGAAGUUUGUUUCCCUAAUUUAACAAUCAAUCAAAAUUGUCAAAUAGAUAAAUGUUUUGAAUCAGCAUUCAUUUCGUGUAGCUGGUGUUCAACAAAAAUGUGCUUUCAUCAUUUUUUUAUUGAAUACCAUUUUCACGACUAG
This is a messenger RNA of Rotaria sp. Silwood2, 1608 nucleotides long. The record is from the annotation of a GenBank genome assembly. Lineage: Eukaryota; Metazoa; Rotifera; Eurotatoria; Philodinida; Philodinidae.